Cladophialophora yegresii CBS 114405 is the source of this 2301-nucleotide messenger RNA. RefSeq lists its product as uncharacterized. The record is from RefSeq and is a predicted model, not a curated record. The transcript is spliced from 2 exons. The coding region runs from base 1 to 2301 and encodes 766 amino acids. NCBI's taxonomy places the organism in Eukaryota, Fungi, Ascomycota, Eurotiomycetes, Chaetothyriales, Herpotrichiellaceae.
AUGGCCUUUCUCGAACCGCGCAAGGUGUAUCACCGGACACAGACAGAUGACUUUGACGUUAAGCCGCCCGACACAAGCGUCGAGCUGUCGCCUUUGCGCUCCUUGUCCAGUUUUCAGAGCGGCUUCACUCGCAGUUUUCGGGAUCAAUCACCGCUCCUCAAUUCCGAUGCAGAUCCUAUCCGGGCCGAACAACCAUUCUUCUCAAAGAAGUCACUUCGUUCAGUCAAGGCCCCUCUCGUCGUCUGGCCGACAAGUCUGUAUGGAUGGCGCACCGGCGCCUUAACCGCCGCGCUACUUGCGGCAAUGUCCCUGCUUGUCAACCUCGCCACAGUCAUCUGGCUGGGCGCUCACGGCCAAGGGGGCAGUCUUGUAGAACUUUACAAUGGCGAUUGUGGCAAAGUUCAGACCAUGGACAUCUGGGUUCAUCUGGCAAUCAACGUGCUGAGCACCUUGCUGCUGGGCGGCUCAAAUUACUGCAUGCAGUGUCUUUCAGCGCCGACACGAGCAGAUGUGGAUCGAGCACAUGCGGAAGCCAUCUUCCUCGACAUUGGUGUUCCCAGCAUUCGCAACUUGCUCAGGAUUCCGCGCUACAAAAUGCUCCUCUGGUGGGCGCUGGGUCUUUCCUCGAUACCGCUCCAUCUGAUGUACAACUCCGCUUUCUAUAAAUCCCUCUCGACCAGCGACUACAACUUGCUCUUUGUCACGCAGGACUUCGUGGAUGGUGAAGCAUUCGGAACAUUGAACUUGACGGUCUACAACCCGAACAACGCCUAUGCAAUCGAUCCGCACGAAGUUCAGAGCUCCCUCCUUGACAACCCAGAUUCCUGGGAAAGGCUCGACAAGAUAGCCUGCAUAAACGCGUACGCGACUAAUUUCUUGGACAACCGGCGCACCUUGGUGCUUGUCGUCAGUAAUUCCACCGGACAGACAAACGACAGUGUCCUAGAUACGGAGCUAUACCUGUUCAAUCCGACCCGGGCUUUUGACUGGAUCUGCACCGCCGACCCCUAUAUGCGAUAUAAAAAUCCCUCGCUUAGCAAAUCGAUCGACUGGAUGUUGCCCUGCGAAUCGUACGUUGACGGAGUCCUCGCCAUCGCGGACCAGUGGCAGCCGUGGGGCUACGACGUGCAAUACUCUAUGUCCCAGCGAGUCCCUGAGACGUGCAGCUAUAGUGGAAACAUCUCCAUCGUGGCGGUUGUGCUUGCCUGCAACGUCGUCAAGGUCGUGGUGAUGCUUUUCGUGGCGGUGCGGUUGAAAGACAAUCCUCUCAUCACCGUGGGCGAUGCAGUCGAGAGCUUCCUCAACGAAAACGACAGGACGACGGAAGGCUUAUGCCUGCUCAGCAAGAAAGGUGUCAUGCGUGCCACGCGCUCACGAAAGCCCUGGUCCACUCAUGGGGCCGCAAAGUACGGCGACGCUGCAAGAGGGAAACUUGCCUGUCGACAGACAAAACGUUGGGCCGCGGCCGCCAGUGGGAUGCGAUGGGGCCUCACCAUGGGGUUCUUUCUACUGGCCCUGGCUGUGUGCUCCUUCCUCCUCCCUGUUGCAGUUCGAGCAAUUGAAUCGUACGGGUUCGACAUCCAAACGAUCGGCUUCGGAAAGGUCACUCCCGCGGCGAUCAUUUCGGGCUGGGAUGUCGGCAAGAAUGGAGCGGCAGGGCCCAAGAUCCUAGGCUCGAUCCUGAUCGCCAAUUUGCCGCAGACCAUUCUGAGUUUUCUCUAUCUGCAUUUGAACGGGCUGUUGACGAGUAUGUGGCUGGCCAGCGAGUGGAGUGACUUUGCAACGCAACGGAAGACUUUACGAGUGAGCAAGCCGAAGGGGAGUCAGCGCAGUACGCAUUUCCUGCAAUUGCCCUACAAGAUUGCCAUUCCAUUGAUGGUCCUCUCUGGGUUGCUGCAUUGGUUGAUCUCGCAGAGCAUCUUCCUCGCGGUCGUCGCGGAGUAUGGCCCAACGGGUCAACUCCUCAGUGCUGUUUCAAUUGCGUCCUGUGGGUUUUCUCCGCUGGCAAUGAUACUGGUCAUUGUCUGUGGAGGGUUUAUCGUUGUUGCCACCUUUGGGCUGGGCUGGUUUAGGAGGUACGAUGCGGGGAUGCCGCUUGUAGGCAGUUGUAGCAUGGCGAUUGCCGCAGCGUGUCAUCAGCCGGACUGGGACACGGACGCAAGCCUCAAGCCUGUACAGUGGGGGGUAAUUCCUGGUGUUGUGGACGAGAAAGGGGUCGGCCAUUGCGCAUUUACUAGUGGCGAGGUUGAACCUCUGGUGGAGGGCAAGGAGUAUGCUGGCAUCAGCGACGGCCAGCCAUGA